UAGAGCGCGCGCGCAGAACAUUUUUAUCGCGGUGCUGUGACUGCAUUCCACUCUAUAUAUCCGCCAUUUUGGAACACUUUAAAUUAAAUACUUUAUACUUUAUCGACAAGCCUGUUAGAAACUGCUCAUUUGAUGAAGAAAGGAUUCUUUUGAUUGCAAAGAUAAUUAUUUUGUUUCCAAAGGUCUUGAAUCGGGUUAAAAGUUGAGCUAGAGUGCGCACGAAAGAAUGUUAAAAUAUGAAGACCAAAAAUCCGGAGGCUGUCCGUCCACAAGGAUCCUGGAACCAGAAUUUGUAGUACGCCACAGAAUGUAACCCUUUGGUCCAUAGGAUAAAAAUAUUUUAGUAAACAAAUAGGGAUCAAGAGAAUCGACGAAAGACGUCUCCAUCAGAAUGAUCGCUAUCUGGCGGCUAAUCUAAAGGGAUGUUAGAUUAAGCCCGCUAAGUCAGUGCUGUCCCUUUGGCUUUUUCCCCCAGCAUUGAUCCAAAAAUUGUCCUCAAGUAAAUAAAAUAUACCUAGAAAUAUUGCGUAAGUAUUGAUGCAAUUGUCUCAGCUCCUUAUACACGGUUUUACAAUGUAUUGAAAUGUUUAAAUCUUAUUGGAUGACGAAACAAAAAUGUAAAAUCAACCAGUACGUUUCCAAAUGAAAGUGGCUGUACCUCUGGAAUGCAUUCAAGGGCUCAUUUUUGAAAGAUCACCUCUGAACUAUAUAAUUGUAAAAGCUGAAUGUAAAUAACUGAUUGUCUUGGAUAUUGUUAUUGUCACCUUUGGUCUAAUGCACUAACAGGUUAUCAAAUGAAAAAGAAUUCUUUGAAGUGAUUUUAAAGUUUCAGAAGGGACAUCGGAUACAGUGUACUCAUCGCUUGUGAAAUAUUGAAGCGCCGAGCGAUUUUGGCAUGAGGAUGAGAUUGAACUCUACGUAGACAGUCGCAGAGCGGAGGAAACUCAAAGAAAAUCACGCACUCAAGGGUAGAUCAUGACUUCGCCUGUCCGUCAAGACCCCAUGGUUUAGUAUCUUUAGCGGUUGAUUGAUUACUCAAGGGUACUUAAAGUCARUAUAACACAUAUAGCCACGUUCAGUGACAUGCUCCCUCUGGCGUUGUUUUAAAUGAGACGAGAAGCUGCAUUUUGCAUGCUUUGCUGAUCACACUGUCUUACAUAAGGCCACUUCCCUUGUCUUCACGACGCAUUCUGAGAAGCGAUCCUUGGAGGUCCAUACCUGCACGUUGGUCUGACUUCAAUCAGGUGAAGUUCGUGCGGCCAUUCCGUCUUCCAGAACUUCAGGGAGCUCGUAUAGCAAUAUCCGUAGUUAAUUCUACAAGACGAUUGGCUAGACUUCUCGGCUAGUGCUAAGUCCCAGGAGUUUAAAAACUGUUUAUACUGGCUAUGAAAGUUUAUUUUCUCUCUUCCUGAAUUGACAGUUCAAGAACUAUGGUCUCGAGGCGCGUUGUUCUCCUGUAUGCACUCGUAAUGACGGGUUUGUAUCAAACCAGCUGGUCCAUUUUAGCAGUUCAAAGUUCCAAGAUAAAUCAAUGCUACGAUGAAUAUAACAGACCGCAACUUUGUAGACCGGAAUUCCACGACCUUGCGUAUGAAAAAAACAUUCAAGUGAGCUAUACCUGUGGGGAAGUACCACGAAGGUUUUGUCAAACGACUAUAGACGGUCGCGAAUGUGAUGUCUGUGACAACAGAGACCCAAUGCGUUCUCAUCCAGCUAAGUACUUAACAGAUGUACACAAUGAGAAUAACGUGACAAGUUGGAUGGCUGAUCCGGUGCAGAGCCGCGACAACAUCACUUUUAUUCUAUCUCUAGGAAAGACCUUUGACAUUACGUAUAUAAGCCUGCAAUUUCGCAGUAUCCGUCCUGAAUCUAUGGCCAUGUAUAAGUCCGCUGACUUUGGCAAGACCUGGCAGCCUUAUCAGUUUUAUUCUAAUGAUUGCGAAGGGAUGUAUGGACGACGGAUGAAUGGACCAUUGAACGACGAGAAUGAGAAAGACGCCCUAUGCACGAAUGGGCACCUCAUAAGGCCACAUCAUGGCGGAAGAAUCGCAUUCAGUACGAUGGCAGGUAGAUCGAACUUUCCUAAAAUGAACGAUUUCAGCCCGAGUUUGAACCAGUGGGUCAUGGCGACUGACAUUAAGGUCGAGUUCAACCGCAUCAGUGCAACUAGCCGUAGGCCUAAAGAUAAUCAAUACUAUGCAGUGUCUAGCUUCAUGGUCGGUGGACGAUGCCACUGUAAUGGACACGCUAGUAAGUGUAUCAUCARCAGGGACGGACAGAAAGUUUGCGACUGCAGACACAACACCGCGGGACCUGACUGCCAAGAAUGUAAACCUUUCUUCAACGACAGACCCUGGAGACCUGCUAGAACUAACUCCGCUAACGAGUGUAGAGCAUGCAACUGUAAUCUCCAUUCCCGGUCAUGUGAGUUCAACAUGGAGCUAUUCAAGCUGUCAGGGGGGACCAGUGGCGGCGUGUGUAUGAACUGUAGACACAACACAGACGGGCGUUACUGCCAUUACUGUAAGGAAGGCUUCUUCAAGGAUCCCAAUAAACCAAUCACUCAUAGAAAAGUCUGCAAGCCUUGUAACUGCCACCCCCAUGGGUCACGUGGUAAGAUAUGCGAUCAGCAUACUGGUCAAUGUCCGUGUAAAGAAGGCGUGAUUGGCAGGUCAUGUGACAAGUGUGCUAGGGGUUACUCCAGUACCAAGUCAAGCAUCGUUCCCUGCAUUGCGAUCCCUAAAAAUGUCAUGUCUCAUGAAUCGCGUGUCAAAGCAAAAGACGCUGGUUGUCCUCAAUGUAGGAGAGUGCCUUUCAGAGCUCGAAGAUUUUGCCGUAAAGACUUCGCAAUGAAAGUCACUGUAGUCCGAGUAGACAAGAACAGCCCAAAGGAAUGGGUUCGAGUGACAGCCAACAUCAACACUUCCUUCAAGCGUUCUGUCCUUCGCUUCAGACGCGGUGACGGCUACCUGUGGGUCAGGGUACGGGAUUUCAGGUGCAAGUGCCCUAAACUGAAGCCAGGACGAAGCUACUUCAUUGCUGGAAACAUAAGAAGAAAUAGACUCAAGAAAUCAAUCAUUGUCGACGGUAAAAGCAUAGUUGUUCCGUGGAAUGAGAAACUCCUAAAGCGUAUUUAUAAAUUCAAAAAACUUCAAAGAAGAAGCAGAUGCAUAUAAAAGACAGCGUUGGAAUAAUGUCUCACAAUAUCAGCUGCUUUCCCCAAACUCCUGGAGCUAUUAACAAUGACAUCGCAUUUUGUCCAGGGACGGCAUUCAAGUCACGUGAUCCGCCUGUGUCUCAUGAUGUCGUUAUCUCAUAAUGAAUGAAAUUUAAUGCUUAUAUGAGAGAACUAUAAUUUAUUCUCUUUUCCGCUCCGGUUUACUAUAUUCCAAAUUUUUGCAAUCGCUUGUGUAUUUUGAGGAUUAGAACUACAUGAAACGGAUAAGUGCGCAUGCGUGGCCUGCUUAAGUUUGCGCAUGCGUCGUCUUUUGCAGUGUCGACCUUGGCAAAUUUACAAGUUUUUGGCCAAUCAUAGCGAUCUCGUUUAAUUGACAGUGGCUAUCGCAAAGAAUUAUGGGAAAGGUGUACGGUCACAGGCGAUACAUUCUAGUACCCAGAGCUGCCUCCUCAGUUCUUCAGGAGGCGCCUCCAAGGACGAAAACGAGGACCUCUUGGUACGAGAAUGUCAGCGAUAUUGAUGUGAACUUCAUUUGCGCGAAACGUUUUUUUUACACAAAAACUGCUUAUAUAAUAUUCUUCAAUGCAAUACUUUUGUAAAUAUUGAGACAGUAGUGAAACUAAAUUUCAAAGGAAAUUGAAAAGGUAAACACUUAUGGGUUGCCUGUGGUAAAUGGACCACGGCAUCCCAACUUAGGAGCAAAGGCUCGAAAUAAAGUGGUUGGUAACAAUGGCAACAAGAAAGAUAGAUAGUAUUUUAAAUGUAUGUGAUAUAUGUGAUAUAUAUAUAUAUAUGAAUAUGCUUAACCUCCUGUGGAGUUCGUAUAACGAAUUUUAUUAUUGAACUGUAUCUGCUUUCAACUUAUUUAAGCUGUUAAUAAACAUGAUGACAAUGUU
This is a messenger RNA of Actinia tenebrosa (Australian red waratah sea anemone), 4074 nucleotides long. Its product is annotated as netrin-1. The record is from RefSeq and is a predicted model, not a curated record. NCBI's taxonomy places the organism in Eukaryota, Metazoa, Cnidaria, Anthozoa, Actiniaria, Actiniidae. Gene Ontology annotation, biological process: motor neuron axon guidance; tissue development; dendrite development. Gene Ontology annotation, molecular function: protein binding. Gene Ontology annotation, cellular component: basement membrane.